Staurois parvus is the source of this 306-nucleotide messenger RNA. Lineage: Eukaryota; Metazoa; Chordata; Amphibia; Anura; Ranidae. The record is from the annotation of a GenBank genome assembly.
CAGGGGCGGACUGACAACUCAUGGGGCCCCCGGGCAAUAGUAGAUCAUGGGGCCCCUGUGUCCUUGCCCAAACUCAAAAAAGCCUAUGAAAAAGGUUCCAGGGGCAUCUCAUGGGGCCCCCUACUGACCCCGGGCCCUCGGGCAGUGGCCGAGUUUCCAAAUGGCCACUCCGCCCCUGACCAGGAUGGUUCCAGUUCCCUGGGGGAUGCUGCUCCUGGAGGCAGCUUUACUGAAUCAGGGAUUGCCGUCUGGGCUUCAGAAUAUAGUUACUGUAUAACAUUUUUUUAUUCUAAUUUAUUUUUUUUU